Molecule: messenger RNA, 3422 nt
Organism: Anopheles nili
Lineage: Eukaryota; Metazoa; Arthropoda; Insecta; Diptera; Culicidae
Product: integrin alpha-PS3-like
Exons: 6
Coding region: 1-3408 (1135 amino acids)
Biological process (GO): cell adhesion mediated by integrin; integrin-mediated signaling pathway; cell-matrix adhesion
Cellular component (GO): integrin complex; external side of plasma membrane
Molecular function (GO): integrin binding
Source: RefSeq, a predicted model, not a curated record
AUGACGAGCGUUACCCUGGUAACGGUCCUCCUGGUUGGCGUCUCAGUGCUGCUGCGUUUCGGUUGCGCAUUCAAUCUGUCCCCGGUCCCGAACUACGUGUUCCGUGAGCCCAGUUUGCCGCUGUAUACGCAAAAAGUGCGCAGCUCGUAUUUUGGAUACUCGAUCAAUCUGCGUCCGGGAGGCCUACUGGUCGGUGCGCCGCGAGCUCAAUCGGAUCUGGCGGCUCAGCGAAAGCUAAAUGAAACGGGUGCCAUCUAUCGGUGCCCGUUCGAAGUGCCCACAGAAUGUGCCCCGUACUACCUCGACCGGCUGGGCAACACGAACGCGGAACAGUCGGACUUUGCGUACAACUCCGAGAAGAAGGAUUUUCAGAUGCUCGGUGCGGCCAUGGACGGGCACGGUUUGGACGGGGAUCGGUUCGUGGUGUGUGCGCCCAAAACGAUCAGCGAGCUGGUGGAUUACUACCUUCUGCACGGUAUCUGCUACGUCACCGAUGGCACGGAACAACCGGAACCGAAGGACAUCCGCAAGAUCAUCCCACUGCGUGCGAAGGACAAACAGCUGCACAAAGAAGAGCGAGUUCAAUACUACUACUACAUGUACGGCGAGCAAGGCAUUAGCGUACAUGUCACGGACGACGGUGAGGAGAUUCUUAUUGGUGCACCAGGAGUGUUUAACUGGCGGGGUACGGUCGUGCGGUACCGGCGACGUAUCAGCGACGACAUGGGAGGGCUCAGUCGUAGAAAUGCAGCGUUCGAGCGGCCUACCAACAGGCAUAAACGUCAAAUCAUCCAGCACGUCAGCGACGUACCGAAUCCGUAUUUUACCGCGCUGCAGGACAAUUCGUACUUCGGAUACGCCGUCGGAUCGGGACGCUUCCUGGGCGAUCAGAAGACACUGUACGUGGCCAGCGCACCCCAAUCGAACGGCCAGGUCGGUGAGGUGUUCAUCUUCGACAUCAUCAACGCGGACUCGUUUAUCGAGCCGCAGAUUAAGGUGCACUACACAUUCCCGGGCCAGCAGCAGGGCGAGUACUUCGGGUAUGCGCUGCUGGCAGAGGACUUCAACGGUGAUGGGUUUCCGGAUCUCGCCAUUUCGGCACCGAUGCACAGUCGAGCUGGCGACUACGACGCUGGUGUCGUGUACGUGUACUGGAACGAGGGCCAUCUGAACUUCCAGCUGCAGGGUAAGCUCCACGCUGGCCACGAGAGUGCUGGCCGUUUCGGCACAAGUUUGGGAAAGAUCGGUGACAUCAACAUGGAUGGGUACAAUGACAUUGCGAUUGGUGCCCCGUUCGAGGAAAACGGAGCCGUGUACGUGUUCCUUGGAUCGGCGGAUGGGCUGCAAUCGAAACCUAGCCAGCGGUUGACGGCUCCACCCAACGAGCUGCUGUCGCCACAGUCGAUGUUUGGCUUCUCUCUGUCGCGGGGAAGUGACAUCGACGCGAACGGCUACAAUGAUCUGGCUGUUGGUUCACCGAACGACGAGAAAGUGUACGUCUUCCGGACGUAUCCGGUGGUGCGUAUCGACGCGGAAGUCACCUCAUCCAAGCGGGAACUUACGCUAGGCGACACAUCCUUCGAGCUGUCGAUUUGCAUGGCCGCAAGUUUCUCCGCCGGCCAACCAUUCGACCUACGGCUUAACUACGAGCUGAGCGUGGAUGCGCAGGCUGGUCGUGUGACGUUUUCCGGCAGCGGAACCAACCGUCGCAACGAAACCAUCACCGUCACGGAAACGAUGGCGUGCCAUCGGAUAGACGUGCGCUUGAAGGCGACGGCCGCCAGCAUCUACAAGCCGGUCCUGGUGGAACUGGUGUACCAAUUGCAGGCGCCCGAAUCGCCAGAGGAUAAUGGCCACGUGUUCUGCUCCGAGUGUGCUAUGCUUGAUCCGACCCAGCCGAACCGGUUGAUCCAGAAGAUCGCCUUUAAGACGGGCUGCCAGGGUGAGGUGUGCGUGUCGGACCUCCGGCUGUCUGCCCGCUGGGUGGACAUCGAACCGGUGUACGUGUUGGGCAGCACGAAGAAGGCAUCGCUCCAGUUCGAUGUGUACAACGCCGGGGAAAACGCGUACUUGCCGCAGCUGAAUGUCACACUUCUGCCGGCCCGGUUGACGCUGGCGAAGCUAACCUCCGAGUGUCGGCAAACGGUAACGGUCGAGGGUGUGAAUGUGCUGUGCGAUCUGAACAACGGCUUACCGCUUAAACCGUCCUACAACUCGCUGUUCACGCUGAUCCUUGACAUGACCAAGCUGGAGGGUACGAGCGCCGAGAUCAGGGCGGAAGUGCUCAGCUCCAGUGAGGAAUCGUCGCCGGAGGACAACUUUCUGGAACAAGUGCUCACGCUGCAAGAAUUUAGCGACAUCGAGAUUAUCGGCAAAUCGUCCGUCACCGAGGUGUCCUUGGAGCAGCAGAGCGGACUGGUGAACAUCACCUACGAGGUGCAGCUGCACAACAACGGUCCCAGUACGUUCCGCAAGUUGGCUUUCGCGUUGGAUGUGCCGCUAGUCUACCACAAGCUCAGUUCCGGACUAUCGUUCCAGCUCAUCGACUUCAACAACAUUCUCGCGACGGCGAUGUACAACUACAAGACGCUCGAGAUAACCUGGACGAAGAACGACAGCAUCCUGCUGCCUAGCCUGGUCGAACACGACGUCAUCCUGCCACCGACGGUCGAUGUCGAUGGACUGCACCGGUUGCCGAACGACUUCAAUCUGCUUUCCGCCGGAUUCGGUGCGGGUGAAAACCAACCUCCUGCUUCUGGCUACGAUCAUGACACGAUGACGCUGCGUCGUCGUCGCGGUGUGUCCGCCCAGGUCUACAACCGGUACACAGGUCAGCUGUCACAGCAUUCACGCGUCCGCCGAGAUCUGACCAAAGAGACCAACGGCAUUGUGCGGACGUUGCCACACAACCGGACUCUGUUCUUUAGCUGCACGCAGGAAGAUGCGCUCAUUGAGUGUGCCCGGUUGAACAUCGAGGUCGACAUCUUCCGGCCAACGAACGUCCCGAUCGUGAUAACUGUCACGUUCCAGCUCGAUUUGGAUGCGGUUGGUGAGACGUUCCUUGAGCGGGAGGACAUCUUUGCGUUGGUGAUGCACACCGACGUCACUAGGGAGGGUGAUCCUGACGGCACAACGUUCCAGCUUGCCCGUAACAACCCGUUCACGGUGGUGUAUCGCUACUCGGAAGCCAGCACGCCCAUUUGGGUGAUCAUCGUCUCGGUGCUUGGCGGCUUACUGCUGUUGGUGUUGCUUUCGUACGGCCUGUACCGGAUGGGAUUCUUCAAGCGUGCUACCAAGGAGGAAAUGGAGAAGCAAUCUCGAGAGAGUGCACGCCUCAACGAGCCGGAAUCAUCCAACCAGUCACCCCCGACGGAAACUGACAUCGAGCUCAACGACGACAAACAUUGAUACCAAAUUAUGCC